Molecule: messenger RNA, 1791 nt
Organism: Gambusia affinis (western mosquitofish)
Lineage: Eukaryota; Metazoa; Chordata; Actinopteri; Cyprinodontiformes; Poeciliidae
Product: serine/threonine-protein kinase NIM1-like
Exons: 4
Coding region: 1-1791 (596 amino acids)
Biological process (GO): protein phosphorylation; intracellular signal transduction; microtubule cytoskeleton organization
Cellular component (GO): cytoplasm
Molecular function (GO): protein serine/threonine kinase activity; ATP binding; tau-protein kinase activity
Source: RefSeq, a predicted model, not a curated record
AUGCCAUCACUGCCCCCGACACCCAAGUGCAAGAAGAAGAAGGUGUCGUUUGCAGUCUGGUGGGAGCUGUGCACAACUGAGGAGCAAAAAACGUCUGCUGAAAAUAUCGAACAGCAGGACGCUUCAUCAAUGACUGAAAAUGAAUCACUCGCCGAAGCACAGGAAUCAGUGGAUCAAAAAGGGGACAGACCGACACCUGAGAGUGAGUCCAAAGAGAUGAACAAGGUACCAUUUAAGACCUGGUCGGAGGAACACGUCCCCGUCGAUCAAGAGAUUUCUGCAGGAAUUAUUGCAAAGCAGAAUGAUUCACUGGUCAGGGAAGAAGAGUCAACCGCUGGAGUGCAGGAGACUAUUGAUAUUUCAGAGAAGAAACAGCCCUCAAAGUCUAAGGAACAGCCACCAACGACAAGGGGCAAAAAGAAGAAAAUGAUCCCAUUUCAUAUCUGGUUGGAGAAACACGCUCCUGCUGAUCUAAAGAUUUCAGCUGAAAGUUCUUAUCUACGGUCAGGCACCCAUCAAGAAGAAAUCCUGACUUUGACAUCACCAAAGGAGAACAACAAAAUGGAGAGAAACAGAAAGGUGACAGAGGAUGAAGAGUUGCUGCAGAGGACGGCUUUCGGGAAGGCCGAGUACAACAUGACCCAUUCGGAGAGAGUGAUGGACGACCUGACGUUUGGACGGCGGGUGGGAUUUUACGAGCUGAAGGGAGAAAUCGGUUCUGGUAACUUUUCGCAGGUUAGACUGGGAAUACAUGACUUGACUAAAGAGAGAGUAGCAGUGAAAAUCCUGGAUAAGGAGCGUCUGAGCAAACACACCCAAGCUCUCUUUGCCUCUGAGAUCACCUGCAUGGAGAGGCUUUCCCAUCCCAACAUAGUGCGCCUGUACGAGGUGGUGGAAACCUUCAAGCGGCUUUACCUGGUGAUGGAGUAUGCCAGCGGAGGGGAGCUGUUCACUAGAAUCACCACCAGGGGGCGCCUGUCGGACCUUGAAAGCAAGCUGGUGUUUUCGCAGGUUCUCUCGGCAGUCAAGCACAUGCAUGAUAAUAACAUUGUCCACAGGGACCUGAAGGCUGAGAAUGUGUUCUACACCCACACCUACUGCAUUAAAGUUGGGGAUUUUGGUUUUAGCACGUGUUGCUGCUCCAGUGAUAUACUCCACACAUUCUGUGGCUCUCCACCUUAUGCAGCACCUGAGAUUUUUAAAGAGAAAGGCUACAUUGGACGCUAUGCGGAUACUUGGGCUCUGGGUAUUUUGCUUUACUUCAUGGUGACCGCCACAAUGCCCUUUAAGGCAGCCACCACAACCCGGCUGAAGAUUUGCAUCCUGCAGGGUUCUUAUGCCAUUCCCUCAUACGUUUCCCGGUCCUGUCAGGAGAUCAUAAAGGGCCUCCUGAGGCCAGUUCCCGUAGACCGCCUCACCUUGGCACAGAUCAUGAUGAGUGACUGGAUGACAGGCAUCGAGUACCCUCAGGCCUACCCAGCCUCCAGACCUGCUCCGUCACACCUGGCCGACCAGAACCACGUCCUCACCUCAGAUGAUCUGAGCGUGAAAGUGGCGCUGGAGGAUCUUGGCAUCAGUGCGGUUCAUCUGCUCAACAACAGUCUCGACUUGAGAAGCCCUAUCACCGGGACUUAUCGGAUCGUGCUUCAUCGGAUCCAGAAGAGAAGAUCGACAGAGGCUGCGGGUUACAGUCGGACACGUAUGAGUGAGUCUCUAGACCGACUGAGGUGGAAAGCCGGGUCAGAGGGCCAUCUCUACAAGCGCCACUCUGUGGUCUGCGCCAUCAUGUAG